CGAUUAAUCAUCAUCAAUUCAAAAAUGAAAUUCGUAACAAUAGUUUUUGCAUUUGUAGUUUUAGCUACAAAUGUUUUGGCAUCACCAAAACCCGAUGGAUAUACGACCAAGUUCGACAACAUCAAUAUUGAUGAAUAUUUGAAUAAUCCAAUUUUAUUGAAAAAUAAUUGUAAUUGUCUUUUGGAUAAAGGAGCUUGUACGCCAGAAAUGGAAGAAUUGAAAAGUCAUUUACCUGAGGCUAUAGAAACUGGAUGUGCAAAAUGUUCAUCUAAACAGAAAGAAGUAGCAGAAAAAGUGAUGAAAAAUUUAGAAGAACAUCAUUUGGAAGAUUGCUACAAACCAUUAUUAGAAAAAUAUGAUUCAACUGGAGAAUAUCAAAAGAAAUAUGGAGCGUCCGGGGGUUAUUAGGGUAUAUGACGGCAGCAUCCAUAAUCCGAGACGUAUAAAAACCAGGGAAAAUAAUUCAAAAAAACAUUAACCCAUGACAAAAAAAAACUGAGAAAACGGUUUUCCUAACUGGAAAAAUGAAACCUUACAAAUUCGAUAAAAUAUGUCGGUUUACAUUGUAUGUCCUUGUCAUGUGUUAUUUUGGUUGGGGGUAAAUUAUUUUCUUUGGUUAGUUUUGUUCGGAUUAUUAUUAUUAGAUUAUAUAUAAUACGGUAAUUUUUGGCAGGUCAGUUUUGAUCGAGCAUCAUGUGGGGGGGGGGGGGGGUCUUUUUAG
Chrysoperla carnea is the source of this 721-nucleotide messenger RNA. Its product is annotated as ejaculatory bulb-specific protein 3-like. Bases 25 to 408 code for a protein of 127 amino acids. The record is from RefSeq and is a predicted model, not a curated record. NCBI's taxonomy places the organism in Eukaryota, Metazoa, Arthropoda, Insecta, Neuroptera, Chrysopidae. The transcript is spliced from 2 exons.